AGCGGGAUAGUGAGGGCAUGGCGGCUGUGGGGGUCGGCAGCCAGGGGGUCCCGCUCCCCUCUCGGCUGGGCCGCUGGUGCCGGCCCCGUGUCCAGCACCCAGCACCCAGCAGUGCUCAAGAUCUGCUGAAGAGAACGGGCGGCUCACGGUAUUGAGAACCUGCCGUGCGAGCUGCAGAGGAACUUCCAGCUUAUGCGGGAGCUGGAUCAGAGAACAGAAGACAAGAAAGCAGAGAUUGACAGCCUGGCAGCAGCAUACAUCGAGUCUGUGAAGAACAUGUUACCUGAGGAGAGAGUGGAGCACCUGAGGAAGAUCCAGAGUGCCUACAGCAAGUGCAAAGAGUACAGUGAUGACAAAGUGCAGCUGGCCAUGCAGACCUAUGAGAUGGUGGAUAAGCACAUCCGCCGGCUGGAUGCAGACUUGGCGCGCUUCGAAGCUGAUCUCAAAGAUAAACUGGAAGGCAGCGACUUCGAAACCCCUGCAUCCCGAAGCCUGAAAAAGGGAAGAAGUCAGAAAGACAAAAGAAGCUCUCGUGGUCGAGGCAGAAGAACAUCUGAAGAAGAUACACCAAAGAAAAAGAAGCUCAAAGGAGGGUCUGAGUUUGCUGAUACCAUCCUGUCAGUGCAUCCCUCGGAUGUCCUGGACAUGCCAGUGGAUCCCAACGAGCCCACGUACUGCCUGUGUCACCAGGUGUCCUAUGGAGAGAUGAUUGGCUGUGACAACCCCGAUUGCCCAAUCGAGUGGUUCCACUUUGCAUGUGUGGACCUGACCACCAAACCCAAAGGGAAAUGGUUUUGUCCUCGUUGUGUUCAGGAAAGAAAGAAAAAGAAGUAAGGAGUAGAGGGGGAUACACCGCCGAGGCAAGAAGAAUUUAAUAUAUUCCUUCGUUCAUGUUGCAAUAUUACCUUUGAUUAUUUUUUGUUAAUCUAUCCUCCAUCUUUUUCCAGUAUGAUAUUUAAUUAUCCAGUGGCCAGUUGAAAUUCCUGUUCUUUCCUAAGACAAUGACUUUGGGAGGGAGUCCCAAAUCCCUUUGCCACGGAGAUUUUAUUUAUGUUAGUCUUGCACAAUAAUACUGAGGGAGGGUGUUGCCUUUUCUGGCUGUUUCCAUUUCCCUGAAGAUUCUUUAAGUACAUCACUGUGAAAAUGAAACCUACAGUAUUCUUGGAGAGAGACAAGGUCAGAUUUAUUCACAAAAUAAGAUGAAGGCCUGAAUUGUUAGCAGUGAUUGCCUGUGUGGCACAUGGGUAAAUCAGGAAAUCAGGUUUUAGGAAAAGGCUCCAUGAGGACAGUUGUUCUGCUGUUGAAGAAGGCCAUUCAGGAAUGUUGUAACAGAACUUCUUGUCUUUUUUUAAUGGGCCACGUUUGCAUUGUCUGGCUGCCUUUCAGAUGAUGAAUGUGAAUCUUUGCAUUAGCACAGUGUCAGUGGCUGCAGCAGAAGGGGGAGAGGAAGUCAGGAGCUGGAAAGCAAAAGUCUCUCUUUUUUUCCUUCCUCUGAGGUACAGUGGGUGCAAAAGUUGAGAGAAGAGCAAAGUCUUGCCUUCAUAUCUGUCUUCUGCAUCAUGAGGCUUACCUGCCUUCAGUGGAAGAUGUAGUGGGGAAAGGUGUUGCAGGUUUCCUUCCUGCUGGUGUAAGGUGGAAAAAAAAAGUUCCAAACUCAUGAACUUUGCUGGCUCUGGUCCCUAGUGGGUGUUGGUGGCUGCUGUGUGCAGGGCUGUGUGCUGGUUUCCAUACCAGUGUGCAGGAGCUCUUGGUACAGACUGCUGGAAAGGCAGGAAGAAGCUCCCAGACAAACUUUUCUUCUGCUGAAUAAACAGCACAGAAGAUUAAGAACACUUCUACUCAGAUUCUGGCACCUGUUUUCAAAAGAAAUGAGGCUUUUCUUGUUACAUUGAGCUUCUUACUCAUGUUUUGCAAUGAAGGAAAGUAGACCACAGCUCCUGCCACCUCUCCUUCCCCCUGUGGGGCUUUGUGCCUGCUGCUGAUGUAGAAAAAUCCUCUCAAUUGUGAGGCAGCUUUUCUGUGGACACUGAUUUAUGGCAGGAAAAAAGGAUGGAUUUUAGGAAAAAAAUCCCUGUCUUCAGGGUCCUGUCAUUUCCAGUGUGAUGCUCAGAUGUCUUUAUUAAAUUCCAUCCUGGAGAGAGGAAGUUCCCAUAGUUCUGUGUAUGGAAAUGCACAUUUGUCAUUGCUGCCACAGAACAGCACGUGGAAAGCAGGCAGGGAAAUUAAAGCCAGAGUCCUGGAUGGAAGGAGAGGAACAGCACAGUCACACACGCCUGCAGUACAGCAAGCCCUCUUCUUCCUCCUGCCUCUUCAUGAGAGCAAAUUAAUGAUACCUCAUGAGCCAGCCUGUAAUCCAGUCCCAGAGGGUGAGAGCUGCUCCUCCUUCCCCACUGCACUAGACUGAGUUGGAGCAUUGCUGCGUCCUGUGUUAAUGCUGUUCCAGGUUUUGUUUUCCCCUUUCACCCAAUGGUAUUGUAGGCUUUUCUUUCUGCUUUUCCUAAGGUUUUGUUAGUACUGGUAUUGCCAUGGAUUAAGCAUUUGAUUUGAAGCAAUCUCAGAAUUCCACUCUGGAGAUCUUGCUGGAAACAUGCCAUGAGGGAAGAGAGCAGCUAUGGGUGAGCCAGUGUGGAGCUGAGUUCCCUCAGCUCCAAAAUUCUGGCUAGGUAGGACAACAAAAUACAUUCUUAAAAGUACUUUUGUGGCUCUGAAGAGCAUUUUCCAUUUGAACCAGCAAAGCAAAAAGGAAAACAAGCUCUGGAAGGUAGAGCCCUUAAAAGGAAAAUAAUUUGCUAGGAAUGAUGAAUAGUGUGAGGUACAACAUUCUCCUCUUCUUUACAACCUCUUUGAUGUGUAAAGCAUCUGAGAUCUGAUACCAGCAAUAAACUCUCCUACUGGGAACAUGCCAGUUCAGGGCUUGGAUGGGCUCAGGAGUGUCUCCUGCCCUCUUACACCUGUCGGUAGAGAUUUUUUACAACUCCUUGUAGAUAGAAAUACCAGCAGCCUUCAUUUUUGCUUCCUAAAGAAUUUAAAUCUUCUGACUUUUGAAUGUACAGUGUUAAAUAUUUCCUGGAGAAGGGUGAUCCCUAAAGGAACACCCCACUAAACAUUACCCCAAAAAACCCCUGACAGGGGCCCAGCUUUAUUUACUGCAGCUCAUCCAAACUGGAGGUCGAAACCUGACUUUCACCCAAUUCCCGAAACGAUAAAAAAAAAAAAAAUAA
This is a messenger RNA of Oenanthe melanoleuca, 3221 nucleotides long. RefSeq names its product inhibitor of growth family member 5 (gene ING5). The transcript has 8 exons. The record is from RefSeq and is a predicted model, not a curated record. Gene Ontology annotation, cellular component: nucleus. Gene Ontology annotation, biological process: positive regulation of DNA-templated transcription; positive regulation of apoptotic signaling pathway. NCBI's taxonomy places the organism in Eukaryota, Metazoa, Chordata, Aves, Passeriformes, Muscicapidae. Gene Ontology annotation, molecular function: chromatin binding. Bases 193 to 834 code for a protein of 213 amino acids.